AUGGUACCCAGCGCACAAGACGAGUUGACCCUGGGCUUCGAGAAACUAUUUCAGGCUCAACGGAUUCAUUCUUCCAUGAUCUUUGGUCUGUCCUUGGGACCGUGGGAUUUCAAGAAUGAGUGUCAAAACUGGAUAGCAGAGCUCCAGCGCAGCAUGAUUGAAGACUGUUCCUUGAAGUAUAAGGAGAGAUUACGCGCGUUGCAUGGCGUCAGGGAGACUGUCGAGAGCCACGCUCUACUGAAACGAGACCUAAUCUGGUCCGGUCUACUCGAUCUCCGAUGUAGACUCAUUCUGAAUGAUCUGGGCUACCGGUUCUCCAAGAAGUCGCCUCUUGUCUUAGCAGCAGCAUAUGUGGACCUUAACCUAGCUGUCACUGAUGCUGGCUCUGCUGUGGGCUUUUCGAGUCCUCCGAAAUCCCUCGAAGCUCUGUUCCAGCGAUAUGGGCAAAGGAAGUCACGCCGGUCGGUCACCUAUCUUCACGAAAUCGCACAAGACAAGCUCGGCACAAGAACGGGAAACCUUCUCUCCAGACGAAAGACGGUUUCGAAUUCCGAGGACAGCACGGCCGAUGGCUCACGGGGCGUCGUCUCCACGCGCAGGAGCCAGACUUCCUCCACAGAUGAAGUAGCCCAGGGACAGGCUCCGGAGCUAGCCGGCGUCUCGCCCCUUCAACUGCUGGAGAUUCUCGACGAGACCACAACAGAUCUUCUAAAGAACCACCUCGCCGUCGAAUACUUCCAGCUACACGACGAGAGCAUACGACUCCUCGAGGGACUUCAUGGGGAGUUCUCGUCAGAAGCAGCCGCUGCGUUUUCGUACGACAAGAACACCCCGGUCGACAGGCUUGCUCUGCUUUUGCCGGUUAUAUACCGAUCCUCGACCGAGUCUCGCCCCAAAGACAUCGUCAAAAGAUUAGAGAGUGCGGUAUAG
This is a messenger RNA of Anthostomella pinea, 930 nucleotides long. The record is from the annotation of a GenBank genome assembly. Lineage: Eukaryota; Fungi; Ascomycota; Sordariomycetes; Xylariales; Xylariaceae.